Rhodofomes roseus is the source of this 534-nucleotide messenger RNA. RefSeq lists its product as uncharacterized. Bases 126 to 440 code for a protein of 104 amino acids. NCBI's taxonomy places the organism in Eukaryota, Fungi, Basidiomycota, Agaricomycetes, Polyporales, Fomitopsidaceae. The record is from RefSeq and is a predicted model, not a curated record. The transcript is spliced from 5 exons.
CGCUAGCUGAAAACCUUGAACCAACUCAAAUCCCAAUGUCAAUUGCGCGCGCACGUUCACCAAAUGCAAAUGCACAGUUUAAGCACUGAUACGAAGAUCCAUCUAGCCUUCUCGCGUUCCCGGAAAUGAGCGCGGGUGUUCGCUUACUGCUAUGGUCGCAACAAGCAGCCUUGUGGCCGAGGUCUCCGUGGCACACAUUGUUGACGUGCCCUAUCUUCGACAUGCGGAUGCUUGUAUACUUUCCAAGACGAAAUUGCCAAGCCAAGACUCUCUGGUCCAAUGCAAUGCUUUCGUCGCUGCAUCAGUGUCACCUUCAAGUUGAGACUCGCGGGAUACAUGCUUCGGGACGGGCCGGCAACCUGACGGCAGCGGAUGCUCCUCACUCAUGCCACACGUGCGUUCGAAGUCGGAAGGGCACCGUAUCUACUCAGGAAGGAUAGGCUUCGGUGACUCUCCUGAGGAUUGGCCACUUAUCACUUGGCGGCAAAAGCAUCUUCUAGAUGUUCGGCCGGGCCCACUGGCCACAGUAGGAUG